Messenger RNA from Phaedon cochleariae (mustard beetle), 2454 nucleotides. NCBI's taxonomy places the organism in Eukaryota, Metazoa, Arthropoda, Insecta, Coleoptera, Chrysomelidae. The record is from the annotation of a GenBank genome assembly.
AUGAAGUCGACGGAAAUCAUUUAAAAUUUGUUUGUUGCAGAGGGAAAAGUCGAGGUAUCUAGAGAAAACAAGUUUCUAAGCAUCCUCGACGCCGGUAAGGUGUUGGGCGAGCUGGCCAUCCUCUACAACUGCCAACGUACUGCCACCAUCAAAGCUCAUUCGGACUGCAAGCUAUGGGCCAUCGAGCGACAAUGCUUCCAGACAAUCAUGAUGCGGACGGGCCUCAUCAGGCAGGCCGAGUACACGGACUUCCUGAAGAGUGUACCGAUCUUCAAGACCCUCCCGGAAGACACCCUGAUCAAGAUAGCGGACGUGAUGGAGGAGACGGCGUACGCCAACGGAGAUUACAUCAUCAGACAGGGUGCGAGAGGUGACACCUUCUUCAUCAUCAGCAAGGGCAAAGUGAAGGUCACCAUGAAGAUGGACGACUCCAACGAAGACAAGUACAUCAGGACGCUCGGUAAAGGGGAUUUCUUCGGCGAGAAAGCCUUACAGGGAGAUGAUAGAAGAACUGCCAACGUGAUAGUAGAUGAUCCUGAGGGAGUAACAACUCUUGUUAUUGAUCGUGAAACUUUCAAUCAACUCAUAUCAAACUUAGAUGAAGUUAGAACGAAAUAUAGAGAUGACGGAAUUGACAGAAGAAGGGUGGACCAAGAAUUCGCCAACGUGAAACUGAAAGAUCUCAAGGUGCUAACAACCCUUGGAGUGGGCGGUUUCGGCAGAGUCGAGCUAGUCCAAAUCCAUGGUCGGCACUCGAAAUCGUAUGCGCUCAAGCAAAUGAAGAAGGCCCAGAUAGUCGAGACGCGACAACAGCAGCACAUCAUGUCUGAAAAGGAGAUCAUGGGCGAAGCGAAUUGUGAUUUUAUUGUUAAGUUGUUCAAGACGUUCAAAGAUACCAAAUAUCUGUAUAUGCUGAUGGAGAGUUGUUUGGGUGGAGAGUUGUGGACUAUUUUGAGGGAUAAAGGACACUUUGAUGAUGCUACAACAAAAUUCUACACUGCCUGCGUGGUCGAAGCCUUCGACUACUUACAUUCGAGGAACAUCAUCUACAGGGACUUGAAGCCAGAAAAUCUGUUGCUGGACAAUUUCGGAUACGUGAAGCUAGUUGAUUUUGGAUUUGCCAAGAAGCUUCAGACUGGUCGCAAAACGUGGACCUUCUGUGGUACACCUGAAUACGUGGCGCCGGAAGUUAUAUUGAAUAAAGGUCAUGAUAUAAGUGCAGACUAUUGGUCACUGGGAGUUUUGAUGUUUGAGCUGUUGACAGGCACUCCACCAUUUACAGGCUCAGAUCCAAUGAAAACAUACAAUAUAAUUCUGAAGGGUAUAGAUGGGAUUGACUUUCCUAGAAAUAUCACCAGAAAUGCACAAGCUCUAAUAAAAAGGUUAUGUAAAGAUAAUCCAGCCGAACGAUUGGGAUACCAAAAAGGAGGAAUAAGUGAUAUUCAAAAGCACAAAUGGUUUGACGGAUUUAACUGGGAAGGGCUUUGCAACCGUACUCUCACUCCACCAAUCCUACCUAUGGUCCAAACUGUCAUUGACACCUCUAACUUCGACAAUUACCCACCUGACGCAGAUGCUCCACCUCCUGAUGACGUAACUGGUUGGGACAUCAAUUUUUAGGAUUCUCCAAAUUUAGGUUUUCAAAUUUUCUAGAUGAUAUUCAAAUUAUUGGUCUGAAGCCCGAGAGUGCCUUAUUUAUAUGUGGAACGCAAACUUAUACAGGUUAUUUUUUUGAAUAUUUUAUUGUUACUGUGUUAUUCAGAAAGAUAUAUUCGUCUGUUAAAUGUCUUAAGAUAUAUUUUUAUAAUGUAAAUUUUUCAUGAUAAAGUGCCAAUACUUUUAGCAACAUUAGGUUAAGGAUGAACGUGACAAUGGAAUUGGUCGAUUUUCAGAAAAAUAUAUUGUUUUCAUUUAUUCAUAACAAAAAAGUCAUGUGUCGACCUAAAAAGUACUAGAAAUUUGAUUUCUUCAAAACAACUUGGGACUCUUUUCAUUAUCCAAUACCAAAAUAUGUGAAUAAUAUCCUCCAGUUUCUGAAAAAAUCACACUGAAAAUCGUCCAUUGCAAUUUUAACAUGACAAUAAUGGGUGGAUCUUCAAAGUAUAUUUUCGCUCAAGAGAGAAAAUCUAAUAAGACAAGCAACAAGCAUGUUUUCUUAUUACUAAUUUUCUUGGAUAAUAAUGUAAAUUUUAUUGUGCCAUUGCAAAAAGCAAAAUGAUUUUAUUUCUGUGCAGAUACAAAAUGAGUAUUCAAAUGUUAUUUUUAUUAUUAGUUGUAACACUGUAGUUAAUGUAAAUAUUGUAUCUAAAGUUACCCAUCAUUUCUUGUAAAUUUAUUUUCAGAUACGUGAAUUGAGCAAUAAUGAGUUUAUAAUAGGAAAACUGUGAAUACUUGGUUGCAAUAAUUAGGUUAAAGGAAUUAUAUUAUUUCUAUCUGUGUAAUAAACUACUUCAC